GGUGUCGCCACCUUCAAGGCCGCCAUACAACCUUACACGGGAGAAACGCGCAGAAAAGUGGAAUCAUGAAUUAAAGCUAUCUCGAUAAAGGUCUCACUUCAUAUAUCGCGUUAAAAGAGUGUAGUAUGUGUUACAUUGUCCACGAAUUUUAAUCCGGAAGGUCUUACGGUAACGUGAAAAAGGUGAAUAUUCGUGGGGAAGUGUUUUGCUUGUUGCACAGUUGCCAAGGCGACACUGAGGUGCGUGUGUGCGUGUACGUGCGUGAUGAAAAUUGUGCUAUGAGAAAAUAACGAUCAUCCAAACGGGAAUUGCACGACCGUCUUCGAUAGAAAAGCGAUUCGAUGCUUGGGAAACGAACGGCCUGAAAACGGGAUUAUGGACUACCCGGUUUUGGGCCACUACGACCCGUCCGUAGAGGCCACGGCUGAGAGCGUUGGUGACGAACAAGAACGGCUUUGGGAAGAAUCAGAUUAUGUCUUUCUUGGCGAUGAAUAUUUACCUGCAGCUGAACAAUUCGGAGAAGAUUUCCUGGGAGCUGAGUUUCAUGAGACACGUACUUUACUUGCUGAUGGGGGGGAUAGGUUCGGAGUAUCCACUGCCACUUUUGAUAAUGUCGAGGAACUUAUGUGGAUGGGGAAUCAAGGGGGUCACGUAACAUCUUAUUAUGGAGCUGGCUUACAGAAGUAUACAUCUUUUCAAGUACACGCUACGCAAGAAGUUCGACAUAUUCACCCAUUGGAUGAGGGAAUUUUAGUUCUAACUCAAAGUUUGUUAAGAUGCCAAUUGCGACGAGGCAUACCAAUAUUUACGCAUAUGUCACCAAAUAUGGUGGAUAUGCAAUGCAUGCUCCAAAUUUCACCAACCAGAUUACUUAUGGGGGGACAUCAAGAAAAAAUAAUUGAUUUUAAUCUUACUCGAGGAAAAGAAACUGGUUUAGUACAUGUGGGUGAAAAUGGUUGUGCAAUUUUGAGGCAGCAUAGUAGGCUUAUAUGUGCUGGUAAUCCUGCAGGAAGAAUUGAUCUCAGGGAUCCAAAUACAUUAUCAAUAGAACAUACUUUUGAUACCCAUAGUGGUUCCCUAAGUGAUUUUGAUGUUCAGGGAAAUUACCUUGUUACCUGUGGUUUUAGUAACAGCCGACAGGGUCUAUCAGUAGAUCGGUUCUUAAUGGCAUAUGAUUUGAGACAAAUGAGAGCAUUAAGUCCUGUUACAACACUAGUGUAUCCUCUCCUUUUAAAGUUCCUACCCAGUUAUUCCAGUCGUUUAGCUGUUGUAUCACCCUUGGGACAAAUGCAACUGCUUGAUACUAUCUAUGCUAAUGUCCAACCAUCAAUGACAUGCUUGUAUCAGAUUGCUACUGGUGGUGCAAUGAUAUUAUCAUUUGAUGUGUCCUCUACAUCUCAGUGUCUUUGUUUUGGAGAUUCAGCAGGUUCUAUACAUCUUAUGUCUACAAAUACACCUGAGCCUCAGUUCAACACAUUUUCUCGGCCAACAGAAUUUGCAGAUCCAGUUGAAUCACUGCAAUGUAUACCAUUUGAUGAUGAUAUUACACCAUUCAGUUCAAUACCAAUUAUUUACACUGGACAUCCAUUAUUAAGUGAUUGGCCAGAAGAGUAUCUGAGAAAAGUGUAUAGGAAAACACCAGCAAUAGAUCCUGAAAUUCUGCGCACAAUGAAGAUGCAAGGAACAAUAGGUUAUGCCCCAAAUCCUCAGGCAUUUCGCAGAAAUCAAAUACCUUACAAUUUGGAAAAACGACGUGGUGUAGUCGCAAAGCUUUUCGCGGGGGACUCCCGAUCUAAAACCGAUGACGGCACCUUUGUGGCCAUACCUAAACGUUACCGUAAAAUCGAGGUGAAAUACUCACGUCUCGGUUACGAUGAGUUCGAUUUUGAUCAGUACAAUCACACCAGCUUCUGUGGCUUGGAAGCUACACUUCCCAACAGUUAUUGCAACGGCAUGUUGCAGUUGCUCUACUAUUGCGAGUCUGUGAGGAUAGCGUUGCUGUCUCAUUCGUGCCAAAGAGAAUUCUGCCUUUCCUGCGAAUUGGGUUUCCUGUUCCACAUGCUGGACACAUCCCGGGGAUUGCCUUGUCAGGCUGCUAAUUUUCUUCGAGCCUUCAGAACCGUCCCGGAGGCAGCGGCGUUGGGACUCAUACUCAGCGACCUGCAUCCUGAAGCAAAGAGGAAGACAAAUUUGAUCAGAUUGAUACAGAGCUGGAAUAGAUUCAUUCUACAUCAAAUUCACUACGAAAUAUUGGAGACGAGGAAGAGACAGCAAAAGGAGGAGGAAGCUGCUCGCCUUAAAUGCGGUUCUCAGUGUCCACCAUUUGUCUACAAUGAACAGGACUUUCCGAGUAUCCUGCAGGACAUCGGUUCUCGGUACAGGAGUCACGACGAAGAAAGGAAAAAGAGGAGGAAGAAAGAAGGGGAUGAUAAGAACAACAAAAAGUCUAUAGAAGAAAACGAAGUACGAGACGAAGAGACAGAGAUCAGUCGACUAUUUGGAUCCGAACAAAUGCACAUACAUCGCUGUCUCAAAUGUGGGCAAGAAGCUACGAAACAUUCCAUCAUGUUGCUGUGUAACUUAGUUUAUCCAGAAUUAACGCACCCUUCAGAGGAGGUUCCGUUUACGAGUGUUCUUGCCCGCAGUUUAAGACCCGAGAAAAUUACACCUGCAUGGUGUGACAGUUGUCAGAAAUUUACACCCACUCUACAAUCUCGACAAUUAACCAAACUACCUCAAAUACUGGCUCUGAACUGUGGCCUAGACACACAGCAGGAUAAAGUGUUUUGGCAAACGCAGAUGGAUAUAGUGGUCCAAAAAGUUUUAAGCGGGAAGGAAAGUAGCCCAUCCACGAGUCCCGUACCUGUAACCGUAAAGCCUUGUCGAUAUGGUAACAACUGCACCCGGAUUGGAUGCAGAUUCAGACACGUUGGAAGAGAUUCAGAAAAUUUAACGACACCACCGGUCACACCACCCACGGUCUCUUCGACUCCCGUGGCUACACCGCCGCCUAGUCACCUGUACUACUCUCAUUCCUGGAUUCCUCACAACAUUGAAAUUUCCCUGAACAGUAACGGUGAAUUAAGCGUGGAGAAGAUGAACAGUGCAAGGAGCGAUUACAGUGAAAGUAGUAGCAAGCAUACCGAGGUCGUGGUAGAAAAUGGACAAGGCGAUGGUAAAGAUCAAGAUUUCGAGGUGACUCAGCAGAACUCCGAGGCUGAAAAUCAUGUUAUCGCGGGGUCAGAUACCGGAGACGCCGAAGGAUCAGAUAGCACCGAGGAGCAUUCGGUUAAGAAUAGCAAAAUUCAGUAUAGUCUUAGUGCGGUUGUCUGUUACAUCGACGAUAAAAACAACGAGGACAGAAGGAACAUUGUUGCGCUGCUGAGAGUUGGGCCAAGCUAUCACGAACGAUCUGCUGGCAGCGCAGUGUCGCAGUGGUAUAUUUUCAACGACUUCUGUAUAUCAGCCGUGACGCCUCAAGAAGCAGUUUGGUUCAAUUUGGACUGGAAAGUCCCUUGUGUUCUUCAUUAUACCGCUGUACCAGCACCCGAGCCAGCCCCUUUCGUCAGUCCCCUUACUUACGACGUAUUUGGGGAAGAUAAAUGUAUAGCUCGCAGCGGAGGGACGAGGGGUAUCACGUUCACACCGUUGACAUCCGACGAAAUGCCUAAAAAAGGGGAACUGGUAGGAAUUGAUGCGGAGUUCGUUACGUUGAAUCAAGAGGAGUCUGAGCUGCGGAGCGAUGGAAAAAUGUCCACUAUAAAACCGAGCCAUAUGUCUGUAGCUCGGAUAACUUGCAUACGAGGGCAAGGUCCCUUGGAAGGUACUCCCUUCAUAGACGACUACAUAAGCACCCAAGAACAAGUGGUUGACUACCUAACAAAAUUCAGUGGAAUUCAGCCUGGCGAUUUGGACGCCAACUUUAGCAGCAAACACUUAACCACCUUGAAGUCAACGUACCAGAAAUUGCGGUUUUUGGUCGAUAAUGGAAUCAUAUUUGUUGGUCAUGGUUUAAAAAAUGAUUUUAGAGUGAUAAACUUAGUCGUACCACCUGAACAGAUCGUAGACACAGUACUGCUGUUUCAUUUACCUCACCAUCGCAUGGUGUCACUGCGUUUUCUGACGUGGCAUUUUCUAGGGAAGAAGAUUCAGUCAGAGACGCAUGAUUCAGCCGAAGACGCUCGAGCUGCGCUCGAAUUGUAUCGCAAAUACAAAGAGCUAGAAAGCUCUGGUAAGUUGGCUGAAUCGUUGAAGGAACUUUACAAUGUCGGCAGUCAGAUGCAGUGGAAGGUUCCGGAUAGCUGAUACGAGGAUAACUCUCACGAGGAGGUGCACGAUUCGGUUGUACUGUGCAACGAUAACGAAGCUUAGACGGUGACUUUGAAUGUUAAUUCGAUCGCUAUACUUCAAAGGAUCCGUUCCAUCGUUUCGCGACAGAAUCACGCGUUCCUCCCUUUCAAGCAAGGUUAUUCGUGUGUAGAAACUAAGAAAAUCCUGAGGGUAAAGUGUGGUGAUGUCUUGAGCGUUGAAAUGAUUACGGGUACAAUUGCAUUGUCAUUUAGUAUUCAACUACGACGGUACAAUAGAACUCCAUUCUAGCAAAAUGAAAUUUUAGCAAGCAUUCGAUAAUUCGAACGAUAAUUAUUUAGAAGUUUGUUCACUGAUUUCGAUGCUCUUGAAUUAUGCUUUCGUAUGUUAUGAGGAGCUAAGUUUAGGUUAGGCUAAUUUUGUUUUAACCUCGAUCAAACCUAACCUAUAUCAAACUGAAAAUAUCAAAAAUAUUUUUAUGAAUAUUGCGGGAACGACAAAUGAGUUAUGUGUAUAGAAAAAAAUGACUAAGAAUGUUAACCUUUGUAACAUAUUUCAAGGACAUCGCAAUGGAAGCAGACAUCUAAGUAAUUAUCAAACGUACUAUCGAAUUUUUAUUAUCAAAACUAUUGUCGAGCAUCAUAAUUAUACAAAUAAGAUAUUUUUAAAGCAUAUUACUACAUGGCAGAGAAUAAACUGAAUCUUUGCGUAAUUCAAUUUAACUAUACAGAACAUGGGCACAGUUUGUUGCUCUUAAAGCAUAAGACUAUGAUUUUAUUCUCAUCGUAAAUAUCAGUACUGAGGGUCCACAUUUAUCUCGCUGUCAGUUGUAUGUUUUCUAACAUUAUACAAAAGAAAGUAAAAGAUGCUCGACUCUGGAAAUUAUUAAACAUAAAAUUCAGUCACCACUGAACGUCCGAAUUAUUUAUAAAUUCUGAAAUGUACAAAUACGUGGGGUUCUACUGUACUUGUUCGUCAAAAAAAACAUUCGCCGUAUAAACGUUAAUCAUAAUUGUUUUAGUUAGACCCCGUGACCGAUCACUGUAAAUUAUCCGGAAGAAGCUUAAUAGGAAACGAAGAUUCUCGUUGAUCGUGCUUCUUUUUGUUUUUAGAAAUGAAUUUGCCAUGUUUUCAAUGGCAAGCUUGUACAUAUUGUCCGAUAGCACAUUAGCGUUUUAUGAAGAGCAGUGUCGAUCCCGAAACUGCCCGUAAGAUUACGCGUAUUUAUUUUAAUUUCACUAUGUAUUCCAACCGGCAACACGCGUCCAUCCUGAUCGGUAACCGCGUUAACAGUACAUGUAUAUAAUUGAUAGUUAGUGUUUCUAGCAAUAAUUCUGGAUGGGGUAUUACCUUUGUCAAAGGUUCACAUUUCAUGGUUUUUCGUUUUAUAUGUGUAUCUUUUCUAUAGAGUAUCGUCUUUUGUACCGUCGUUUUAGUCGAGCGACAAGUUCGCGAGAACGAGAGAAAUCUUAGAAAAUAGAACAAAAAAAGGAAGGAACAUUUUUUAAAUAAGAUUUACUUCGUCCAAUGAUGGAUUUUCAGUUCUGCUCGCGAGGCCGUUUUAUUCAUUGAUCUGUCGACGAAAAAAAAAAUCAUUGAGAGAACCAAACAUUUUUCUAAACGGUCCUUUUCUACGAGACUCUCGAAACCCAGAAGAGUAUUUAAUGAAAUACGGUAGUAUAUUUUACAAAACGAUUGUAUUCAUAGAUUAUUUUUAUAUAUAUUUUAUCAAUGAAAAAAAAGAGAAAGUGUGAGAGGAAAAAUACCGUCAAAAUCUAUCGAACGAAAGGAGAUUAUCGAAGCAUAUAUUUUUUUAUAUGUGAAACAGUUUUCUUAUCGUUUGGUGUGUAAAACUUAUCACGUUGACUACACAAUGAAAGGAAAACGCAAUUUAUACACCUGACGUAAAAAUGAAUAAUGGCACAUGUUAAUAGUAACCAUGCAUUUGUUUUAUGUCUACUACUGUUGCGUCAUUGUGAUUUUUUUUUAAAUAAAUGAUACCAAGGAAAAUUCUUCCAUUUA
Molecule: messenger RNA, 6330 nt
Organism: Megachile rotundata (alfalfa leafcutting bee)
Lineage: Eukaryota; Metazoa; Arthropoda; Insecta; Hymenoptera; Megachilidae
Gene: PAN2
Product: PAN2-PAN3 deadenylation complex catalytic subunit PAN2
Biological process (GO): mRNA processing; nuclear-transcribed mRNA poly(A) tail shortening
Cellular component (GO): P-body; PAN complex
Molecular function (GO): protein binding; poly(A)-specific ribonuclease activity; nucleic acid binding
Source: RefSeq, a predicted model, not a curated record